Microthlaspi erraticum is the source of this 411-nucleotide messenger RNA. Lineage: Eukaryota; Viridiplantae; Streptophyta; Magnoliopsida; Brassicales; Brassicaceae. The record is from the annotation of a GenBank genome assembly.
AUGAGACAUUCUGAGGCUUGGGAGAGGUUCAAAGGCUACACAAGUCAGUGCCCACAUCAUGGCUUCAACAAUGAGUCUUUGCUCUCUACUCUCUAUAGAGGUUGUUUGGCAAGGUAUAGAGAGAUGUUGGACACAGCCAGCAAUGGAAACUUCCUUAAUCAAAAUGUGGAUGAUGGUUGGCAGCUUGUGGAGAACAUGGCCAUCUCAAGUGAUUGCUAUGUACAGAAUUGUGACAGUAAAGACUGGAGCUCGACCGCGCACUCGAUCGCGCUGGAAGCACAGAUGCGAAAAGACAUGCUUGCACUCAAUUCGAAGUUGGACAAACUGAUCCUGGCUCAUUUUCAGGCUAAGCAUAUCAAUUAUGUCUCUGGAAAAUCUCUAGUUAAGGAUCAGGAAGGGGAGGAGAACUGA